CGGGGCGGACCCUAGGGUCACGUGUUCAGCGGUAAUGGCGGUGCCGAUGGGAAACGUGUGAGAGCGGAGACGGAGAGAAAAAGGAGAAGGUUCCCCCCCCCCGGGACCGGACAGCGGCGGCAGUGAUGGGGAGGUCCGGGCGGUCCAAGACACAGAAGAAAAUUCGUGCAGCGGCGAUACAGCGUUCUCAGGAGGAAUUUGCCACUGUCCCUCACACUUUCAUCUUCCACCGAGGCCAAGUGGGUCAGAAUGUUCACAAGCUGAUCACUGACUUGAGGCGGCUUAUGGAGCCUUACACUGCCCGGGCACUGAAGGUGCGGAAGAGGAACUUGCUGAAGGAUUUUGUUGCUGUGGCUGGGCCACUUGGUGUGACACAUUUCUUAAUUUUUACUAAAUCAUCGACAAGUGUGAACUUUAAAAUUGCCCGUUUGCCAAGAGGCCCCACACUCACGUUCAAAGUUCACCAAUAUUCCCUGGUGAAAGACGUGGUCUCCUCCUUGAAGAGACACCGGAUGCAUGAGCAACAGUUUUACCAUCAUGCGUUGCUGGUGCUGAGUAACUUUGGAGGUGAUGGAAUGCACAUCAAGCUGAUGGCCACUGUUUUCCAGAAUAUGUUCCCAUCCAUCAAUGUCUAUAAGGUCGGGUUGAACGCUGUUAAAAGGUGUGUUCUGAUCAAUUACAACUCCAGUACACAGAGGGUCGACAUCAGACACUACUCCAUUAAAGUGAUUCCUGUUGGGAUGAGCCGGGGAGUGAAGAAGCUGCUCCAGGAGAAGUUCCCGAACAUGAGCAGGUUUGAAGAUAUCAGCGAUCUGCUGAUGAAGGGAGCCAAUCUGUCUGAGAGUGAAGCUGAACAGGAUGGGGAACACAACAUAACGGAGCUGCCGCAGGUCUGUGCAGGCCGGGGGAAUCUGCAGGCCCAGCAGAGCGCCAUUCGACUCACCGAGAUUGGCCCUCGAUUGUCCCUGGAGCUGGUGAAGAUUCAGGAGGGGAUGUGCGAUGGACAAGUGAUGUAUCAUUCUUUCAUCCAAAAGACAGAGGAGGAACUCCAGGAGCUCCUUCAGCAGCGAGAGAAGCGACAGAAGCUGAAAGAAGAAAGACGCAAAAAACAAGAAGGAGACAUUCGUCGCAAACAGAGGGAGCGUGAGCUGCACAAGAAAAGAAGUCUGGCUGGAAUGGGGAGGAAUGUUGAGGGUGACAGAGACGAAGAGGAGGUUGAGGACCCAUGCACUGAGGAGAAGGGGAUUCAGAGUGACCAGGAUAACAGUGACUCAGACCGAGAGUAUUAUCGCCAGGAGGUUGGCAUUGAGCCAGAUGAUGACCUAUUUCCAGGAGCUUUGCAGGGAAAAAGGAAGAGGAACAAAUCCCCACAAUUGGUCAGGAAGCGGGCUAAGGGUCCUGAAAGAGCACCCAGCAAGAAGGCCACCAGCUCAGACUCAGGCAGAAGCAAAAAGAGGAGGAUAAAAGGGAGGAAACACCGACUUAUUGGGACUCACCUGAUCAACUCCAAAUUCAUGGGCUCUGCUCUCAAGGGUAAAGCGCAUCAAGGCCUGAGUUCCAAGGCCAAAGGUCAACCUCAGAGGAAACACAAAAUGAAAAAGUCUCUGAAUCAGGAGUCACCUGUGUACUUACACCAUGAGGCCAUCUUGUGCUCUUCCUCUGCCUAUUUGAAGAAAGGUGUUGAAGAGCAGGUAAAUGUCAUGGGGGUGGGAUUGAGCUUGAUGAGGAAACACACUAUUGAAAUGUCUUCCAGACACUCUGCAAGAGAACAGUCAGGUCUUGUACUGGACUCACAGCAAGGGCCUUCAGCAAAGAGAGCUGACCUCUGCAGCCUUUCCCCAGCUCAUAUCCAACACAAUCUGCAGCAGCAGGCUGGGACGUCCAUUGUGGGUAUGCAAAUUCAGAGACUGGCUCAGGCUGCCUCCUGGAAGGAAGAGAUUGCUGUUUUUGGAAAUUCCCUGUGUCCCAAUCGGCUGCUGCAUUUCCUCAGCUACAACCAUAAGGAGGACUGCGUUAAUGCAAAGGUUUUGAAAAGUGUGAAACAACUGAAAAUGGCAGAGGGAGCUAAAACGUGGUCCAAUGGUUCAUUUGCUGACAUCCAGAAGGCAUUGCUGCCUCCAAUAUUUGGCAUUGAGUUCAUCUGCGCCUUUACUGUCAACUCCCUGGCUAUCUGGUUCUUCCUAAGCCGAGUUAAAGUCUGGCACACGGGCAUUAUUUUUGCCUUUACCCUGGCUGUGAAUGACCUGGUGUACGUCACUACCUUGCCUCUUCUAAUUGUUUAUUACGCCAACGAUAAGGACUGGAUCUUUGGGCAGGUGCUUUGUAAGAUUGAACGGUUCCUGUUCACCUGUAACCUGUACGGGAGCACGUUCCUGAUCACCUCUAUCAGCAUCAACCGGUACCUGGGCAUUGUGCACCCCCUGUUUACCCACAGGCACAUCCAGCCCAAACAUGCCAGGGUGGCCAGUCUGCUGGUUUGGGCUCUGUCCAUAGCCAUAACCUCACCGACAUUUGUCUUCUCUGAAGUGACAGUGACCAGGAAUACAUCAGAGUGUUUGGGCUCCUCCAGCGAUGAGCAGCUCCCUCAGUAUUUCUCCUACAGCCUGUUCCUUGCAGUCUUUGGCUGUGCCCUGCCAUUUGCAAUGACGUCCUUCUCCUACAUUUGUAUAUUCUGGAAGGUCCACAGCAGCCAAACUGUGGAUAGCUCAGACAGAAGGCAGGUGGCUCUCCUGGUCUGUGCUGUCUUAGUGUUGUACAUUGUAUCCUUCAUCCCAUUCACCAUCCUGAGAAAUGUCAACCUGUACCGUCGGCUACAUGGUCUGGACCUAAGAAAAUCCAGGCCCAUUUACACCAUCUAUCAGGUCAGCAAGUGCCUGCUCACUCUCUCCAUGUGUGUCCACCCCCUGGUAUAUGCUGCUGUCCUCAAUAAUGUCAGGGAGAUAUGUCACAGCUGCACGUGGCACACUGUCAGCACCGAGGAAACGCAGUGCUAACCAGUUCCACAUCACUGGGACCAAUGUGUGCAAUCAUUAUGCUUUCCCCAAAGCCUGCCCACCACCCACACGUCAGGAGUGUGAUGGGAUACCCCGCCCCCCGGACGGGGCAGCCCCAACAACACCCAAGAAGCUCAACACCAUCCAGGACAAAGCAGCCGCUCGAUUGUCACCACAUCCACAAACAUCCCACUCCCGCCAUCACCAACGCUCUGUAGCAGCAAUGUGUACUAUCUACAGGAUUCCCGGCAGGAAUUCACCAAAGAUCGUCUGAUACUAGAGCCUGCUACCACUCUGACACGCAUUUAAAAUGCCCUAAAACAGCACCAGUUUAAGGAGGCAGCUCAUCACCCCCUUCUCCAGGACAGUUAGCAAUGGGCAAUAAAUUCUGGCCUGCCAGCAACACCCAGACACCACAAAUGAAUAAAAAACAAAUUCUUGGGAGGUUGAGAGUGGACAUUUAUUAGACAGUCCUCCUCCUUCUGGAUUCAUGUUCACUAGGUCAUUAACUGGGUUAAUAUGUGCUCAUCUCGCCUCACAACUAUUUGCUCUGAUAUUUUCCAGUCCUGAACAUGAUUACAGCCUACCAGUGAUUAGCCAAUUUCUAACAAUAUUUAAAUAAAAAGGAUUUUUUAAAAAAUGGUCUGAAUUAGUCCUUCUCAUCACAUCGCAACAGGACAUGAAUUGUACAGAACUUUAUCUAAAAUUCACUGAGCCUCACUAUCAGAAUGUUACUUUGCAAAUGGAAUACAAUUUUAACCAAUAUACUUCAGGAGAUGACAAAGAGUUCA
Stegostoma tigrinum is the source of this 3784-nucleotide messenger RNA. RefSeq names its product peter pan homolog (gene ppan). Gene Ontology annotation, molecular function: neurotransmitter receptor activity; rRNA binding; G protein-coupled ATP receptor activity. Gene Ontology annotation, cellular component: preribosome, large subunit precursor; plasma membrane. The transcript has 17 exons. The coding region runs from base 126 to 2993 and encodes 955 amino acids. Lineage: Eukaryota; Metazoa; Chordata; Chondrichthyes; Orectolobiformes; Stegostomatidae. Gene Ontology annotation, biological process: G protein-coupled receptor signaling pathway; neuronal signal transduction; ribosomal large subunit assembly. The record is from RefSeq and is a predicted model, not a curated record.